Messenger RNA from Penicillium malachiteum, 345 nucleotides. RefSeq lists its product as uncharacterized. Lineage: Eukaryota; Fungi; Ascomycota; Eurotiomycetes; Eurotiales; Aspergillaceae. The transcript has a single exon. Bases 1 to 345 code for a protein of 114 amino acids. The record is from RefSeq and is a predicted model, not a curated record.
AUGUCUACAGAAUGGUCUUUGGAUUUCUGUCUCGCCUGUGACAGGCAGACCAUGGGCGGUCCUUACUGCUCUCAAUCUUGUCGUCUCGCUGAACUCGAUCGUCCGGCCCCUGAAGAUGACUCCUCUCAAAAACCUUCGCACUCGCGAUCCUCCUCUAUCGAAUCUCAACCACAAACCCGUUCGGCUCGCAGUCUAUCGGCCUCAUCAUCUCAAACUUCUCUCUCCUCGCUGCGGAGUCAUUCCUCCAACGCUGCCCUCUCCGAUCAUCUUCAAGAUGAACUACGAGACUACGCUAGCUCAUUCGAUACUGUUCGAGACCUCAAGCGACGAUUGACUACUUCUUAA